AAUACUUUAGGACGUGGGCGGUAACAUUACUAGGACCUAUAUUCUCGAAAAAUGUCACAUAUGAAAAUAUAUGAAAUUAUAAUAUAUAUGAUGUAUUUUUGUAUGUAAUGUUUCCCGAAAAUAAGGCUUCAGAGUUGUUUAUUACUCACAAAAACAAGCAUAAUUUUAUAUUAGAACCAGAGAGAAACCUGAGAGCGGCCAUAGAGUAUCAUUCGUAGAGAGAGAAACCCUCUGGCGUAGGCGAUAUUUUUGAUAAAAUCCUUGUGAAUGGACAAGACUUCUUUUCGGAACAUCAAAUUGGCAAAUAUUUUGUAAAGCUGAAAAACGAGAUGUUGAAUGCCGGUAGAAGCAAAUAUGUAAAAACAUUUGAACAUUAUAAUAGAUUGCACGAACAAUUUCUUAUCUACAAUCUACUUUAUAAAUUACAUCUGGGAUGAUAUAAUUACUUGUAAACAAUCUUUGUGGGAUCAAAGUGGAAUGAUAUGCACAUGAUAUACACAUGAUCAUGCUUGGUCAAAGAUAAAAUAAUGCACUCCAAUGAUAGGAGUUUUCUGGCAGGAUGAUGCUGUUUGUACCAAUUUUGUGUACAGCUUUGAUCCUCUGUGCAUCAUUAUCAGAUGCGUAUAUUAAUGUGAUAUCGAAAAGAGAUGAGAACUUUGUGGUACCAAAAACAAAAUAUAUUCCAACCUGGUCUAGUCUAGACAAUCGACCGCUACCAUCCUGGUACGAUGAUGCAAAGUUUGGAAUCUUUAUUCACUGGGGUGUAUUCAGCGUGCCCAGCUUUAGCUCUGAGUGGUUUUGGAACCACUGGAAAGGAGGAUUGAAGACUAUAGUCGACUUUAUGAAACAAAGAUAUCCUCCAAAUUUUACCUAUCAAAACUUUGCACGAGAUUUCACUGCUGAAUUCUUUAACGCUUCUGACUGGGCAGAGUUAUUCCAAGCAUCAGGUGCAAAGUAUAUUGUAUUGACAAGUAAGCAUCAUGAAGGAUAUACAUUGUGGCCGUCAAAGUAUUCGUACAGCUGGAAUUCUAUGGAUGUGGGGCCUCAAAAAGAUCUCGUUGGUGAACUGGCAGAAGCUAUUCGUAGCAAAACAGACAUAAAGUUUGGUUUAUAUCAUUCCUUAUUUGAAUGGUAUAAUCCUCUCUAUGUAGCAGACAAAAGUAACAAUUUUACAACAGACAAAUUUGUAACUCAGAAGGUAAUACCUGAAUUACAUGAAUUAAUAGAAACAUACAAGCCAGAAAUAGUUUGGUCAGAUGGAGAGGCAGAAGCAACAGAUUCUUAUUGGAAAUCAAAAGAAUUUUUAGCUUGGCUAUACAACGAAAGUCCCGUGAGAGACACAGUAGUGGUGAAUGAUAGAUGGGGAGUUAAUAUAUCAUGCCAUCAUGGUGGUUACUAUACAUGUGCUGAUCGUUUUAAUCCUGGUGUACUUCUUUCACAUAAAUGGGAAAACUGCAUGACUAUUGACAAACAAUCUUGGGGAUAUCGCAGAAACGCUGUUUUAUCCGAAUACUAUACAUUAACGGGAUUAAUAAAGGAAUUAAUAAUUACUGUAAGCUGCGGUGGAAAUUUACUGAUGAACGUUGGACCAACAAAAGAUGGUAUCAUUACACCAAUAUAUGAAGAAAGAUUGCGUGGAAUGGGUGCUUGGUUAGCGGUUAACGGUGAAGCUAUUUAUAAUACUAAGCCUUGGACAGUACAAAAUGAUACCUUAUCAGGAAGUGUCUGGUACACACUAAGUAAAAAUGAAAAACAGUUGUAUGCUUCAAUUUUAGAAUGGCCAGAUGAUAAUAUCUUAUUGUUAGGCUCGCUUAAACUUUCGAAAAGUUCUCAGAUAUAUCUACUUGGUUAUUCAUCAAUAAUUUCUUGGAAACAAUCCGAUAAUAAACUAGAAAUAAGUUUACCAGCUAACGCACACAGAGGUGAGUCAGCUUGGGUAUUAAAGAUUAAGAAGAAUAUCGAUUAAAUAUAAU
Messenger RNA from Cyphomyrmex costatus, 1973 nucleotides. RefSeq names its product alpha-L-fucosidase-like. Gene Ontology annotation, molecular function: alpha-L-fucosidase activity. NCBI's taxonomy places the organism in Eukaryota, Metazoa, Arthropoda, Insecta, Hymenoptera, Formicidae. Gene Ontology annotation, cellular component: lysosome. The record is from RefSeq and is a predicted model, not a curated record. The transcript is spliced from 7 exons. Gene Ontology annotation, biological process: glycoside catabolic process; fucose metabolic process. The coding region runs from base 560 to 1966 and encodes 468 amino acids.